Molecule: messenger RNA, 835 nt
Organism: Setaria italica (foxtail millet)
Lineage: Eukaryota; Viridiplantae; Streptophyta; Magnoliopsida; Poales; Poaceae
Exons: 4
Coding region: 2-835 (277 amino acids)
Biological process (GO): transcription initiation at RNA polymerase II promoter
Cellular component (GO): transcription factor TFIIE complex
Source: RefSeq, a predicted model, not a curated record
GAUGGAUCUCAAGGAUAGCCUUUCCAGAUUCAAGCAACAGCAGGAGAGGUGCCAGUCAUCUUUGGCUAGCAUAGCUUUGACCUCAAAGCCAAAGCACAGGGCCCAACCAAUAAAUGCUCCAUCUGUUCCAGCAAGGCCAUCACAACCUAUUAAGUUUUCAAAUGACACUGAAAGGCUUCAGCACAUUAAUUCGAUUAGGAAAUCCCCUGUUGGAGCACAGAUGAAACUUGUCAUCGAACUGCUCUACAAGACAAGACAAGCUUUUACUGCAGAGCAAAUAAAUGACGCAACUUAUGUUGAUAUUCAUGGUAACAAGGCUGUCUUUGACAGCUUGAGGAACAACCCCAAAGUACACUAUGAUGGGAGGCGCUUCUCGUACAAGUCCAAGCAUGAUCCUAAGGGAAAAGAUCAAGUACUUGUUUUGAUAAGAAGGUUCGCAGAGGGUCUUGCUGUAGUGGAAGUCAAGGAUGCAUACCCAACUGUAAUGGAAGAUCUUCAGGCUCUGAAGGCAGCAGGUGAAGUUUGGCUGUUGUCAAACAUGGACUCUCAGGAGGACAUUGUGUACCCUAAUGAUCCUAAAGCCAAGAUCAAGGUUGAUGAUGAUCUGAAACAGCUCUUCCGGGACAUUGAGUUACCACGCGACAUGGUGGACAUGGAAAAGGAGCUUCAGAAGAACGGCUUCAAUCCCAUGACCAACACUGCAAAACGACGAGCAGCUGCCCAGAUCGAUGGGGUGAAACCCAAGCCUAAGGCCAAGAAGCAACGCGAGAUCACAAAACGGACCAAGCUCACGAAUGCCCAUCUGCCCGAGCUCUUCAAGAACCUCAACACUUAA